Molecule: messenger RNA, 515 nt
Organism: Pseudomassariella vexata
Lineage: Eukaryota; Fungi; Ascomycota; Sordariomycetes; Amphisphaeriales; Pseudomassariaceae
Product: DASH complex subunit Dad4
Exons: 5
Coding region: 59-277 (72 amino acids)
Biological process (GO): attachment of spindle microtubules to kinetochore
Cellular component (GO): DASH complex; mitotic spindle
Source: RefSeq, a predicted model, not a curated record
CAACUUAGCAAUCACUAGAUGAACACAAGAUUGAGAGCCCCGAACAAGACAACUCGAUAUGGAGAGUCCUCAUGAGCACCAGCAGAACCUCUUGCUGUCGCGCAUCGUCACCAAUGUUGAGAAGCUCAACGAAUCCAUCUUGGUGAUGAACAAGAGCCUGCAGGAGAUUAACAUUCAGAAUAUGAACAUUGAGCUAGUGGCACAGAUGUUCAAGAACUAUCAGUCUAAUGUCCUAUUCCACCUAGAAGCCACGGACAACUUGAAAGACCCGUCAUGAUAGUUCUGAGGCUCACGCGUGUGGUGGACAUGUUGAUCUGAGAGGAAUGGCAUUGAGAAGCAGGGCGAUGGUUUCGUCCACAUAACCACCCCGGGCAGGUCAUACAGCAAAUGCCCUGUAAAGCAAUGUGUACUCAGUAUAACCAAGUGUGGUUGUAUCCAAAUAUGGUUCGGGUUGAUAAUGACCAAAGCGAUAUCGACGUAGCUCGGUAAGGUAAAUAUACAUUUACUCUACCUUU